CAUAUUUCUCAUAUUUCUUGGUCGACGGUAGACGCAGCAUGGCCGCGCCGACGCAAGGAGGAGGCCGCCCUCCGUACCAGUACAUGGACUCGACGUCGCACGUCCAGGAAGACGACAUGGCGCAUGUACCCGUGUGGCAGGACAGCAGCGCCGAGCACAUGUACGGCGACUACGUCAACCCCGGCGGUGUGGCCGUCAUGGAGUCGACCGAGCACUCGUCCGUGCGCCCAAGCACGAUCCUCGACUCGUCGCGCUCGUCGGCGGCCGCCGCCAUGAAGCCCGAUAUCAAGGUCGGCGUUAGCGAAGAGGCCAACUCGGAGAAGAAGCACACGGGCCGGAAGCGCGUCUGGCCUGGCUGGCUGCUCCUCUUCCUCGUCUUUGGUGGCGCAAUCUUUGGCAUCAUUUGGUUUGGCCGCAAGCUCUACUUUAAGGCCCAAGGCCAACAAACGCUCUCGCAAAAGAUCCUGGAUCGCACGCCCGCGCCGCCGACGCCGGCCAAGAUUUGCGAGCUGCCCAACUUUGUCGGGGAUGGCUUUGGCGGUGUCGUCGCCAAGUACUCGAGCGGUCUCGUCAAGCCGAUCGUGAUCACGGGCAUCAACUGGAGUGGCAUGGAGAACGUCGAGGGCGUCCCUCACGGCCUUGCGUUUGGCCAGUCGACGAUGGAUGCGAUCUCGGCCAAGCUCGUCGACCAAGGCGUGACAGCCGUGCGCCUGCCCCUCAACGUGCAGAUGAUUCUGAGCAACGCGGCGCCCAACGUCAAGGACUUCGUGGACCCGGUCGUGAACGCCGAGUUCAACGUCAACAGCUACAUGGACAUGAUCAAGAAGGUGAUUGUCGGUCUCGCGAAGCAGCAAAUCGCGGUCCUUCUCGACAUCCACAAGCUCGACCCGAAGAACCUCAACACGGACGCGUCCGAAGGGCUCUGGUACAGUGCCACGGUCACGGAGGCGCAGACGACGAAAGCCAUCACGAUGCUGGCGACGACGCUCUGCAACGCCAACUACUACAACGUGAUUGGCAUCGACUUGAAGAACGAGCCGCACAAGGGCUGCUGGCCCGCGUCGGCGACGACGCCGGAUGCCUCCUGCCCGGCCAGCAACAACUGGCAGCAAGGCGCGACGCGUCUCGGCAAUGCAAUGCUCAAGGCAUGCCCCAAGUGGAUGGCGUACGUCGAGGGCACGCUCGAGCAGAUUGAGGCUGCGUAUCCCAACACGAACGGCGGCGCGAAGCUGUCGUACGGGGACUGGUGGGGUGCGUCGCUCAACAAUGCCUCGACCAACCCGGUCGUCCUCAGCAUCAAGAACAAGGUGGUGUAUGCGCCGCACUUUUACUCGCCGAGCGUGUACCCAGCCGCGUACUACUUUGCGGUCCAAGACGGCGACAAGAACAUCUUUACCGAGUUUCCCAACGACGCCGACGGCAACGCCAAGCUCCAAAGCAACGUGUAUGCGGCGCUCGACCGGUCGUUUGGCAAGGCGAUGGCGGCCGCGAAGGCGCCGGUCAUGUUUGGUGAGUUUGGCGGCAUCUACGGCGUCAACGACAAGUGGCCGAGCAAGAGCUCGACCCGCGCGAUCGAGGCGUUUAUCUCGUACUCGCAGGACCGCAACAUGUCGGGCGGCUUUGCGUGGAGUCUCAACUCCGAGUCGUUUUACGAGUACAACCCGACGAAAGGCGAGUACAUGUACGGGCUCUACACGGACAACACAUGGACGGCGUACAACGAAGACUACUCGGCGGCCUUGCGCAAGUUCAAGGGCUCGGGCACCAUUUUCUGCGUCAAGGUCGAUGCGUCGUCGGUCGUCGACGGCGCCGAGAGUGACACGAGUGGCAGUGCGACGAGUGGCGUCGUGACGGUUCCGGCCAAGACGCCGACGCCAUCGACGGCCAAGACGACGCUAUAAAUGCAAAUCGACUUGAUUUUGAUAUAAGGCUUGCGAG
Messenger RNA from Saprolegnia parasitica CBS 223.65, 1938 nucleotides. RefSeq lists its product as hypothetical. Lineage: Eukaryota; Oomycota; Saprolegniomycetes; Saprolegniales; Saprolegniaceae. Gene Ontology annotation, molecular function: hydrolase activity, hydrolyzing O-glycosyl compounds. The transcript is spliced from 2 exons. The coding region runs from base 39 to 1901 and encodes 620 amino acids. The record is from RefSeq and is a predicted model, not a curated record. Gene Ontology annotation, biological process: carbohydrate metabolic process.